AUGGAGUUCAGUCUGAGCGGGAACGGAUUGAAAACAUUUUCCCGGUGCAUCACAUGUCUAGCUCGUAUCGGCAACGAGCUUGCCAUUGAAGCUUCUUCUUCUCAGGUAAAAGCUAUCAUCCGAGCUACCUUCUCUAUUUCGAGCUCCUCGGCAAGUUUUCGCUGUUCUCGCUGGAGGAAUUUCUAUUUCCAUAAACUGACUGAAGAAAUUAGUCAAAUUCAGCGUGCUUGUGAAGGUAUAGUAGUAGAUUCGUUGCUGUUUGGUUCAGGAGAAACGUUGAAGGAUCUGUAUCAGUUUCUGAAUGGCGCUGAUUCUUGUUCUUACACAAUCCAGGCGGUUUGCGCCGUCCUUAGGACACCUAUUCAAAGCAUCGAUCAUCUCAGAGUUCAGUUGCCUGAUCCUGAUGCUUCCAAAGUGCAAUGGACCUUGGAGUGCAAUAACGGUAAAAUGUCCUUAUGA
Molecule: messenger RNA, 459 nt
Organism: Linum tenue
Lineage: Eukaryota; Viridiplantae; Streptophyta; Magnoliopsida; Malpighiales; Linaceae
Source: the annotation of a GenBank genome assembly